AUGGCUGAGAGCGAUCAUAUUGAAGAGAGCCAGUACGCAAAUCAAACAGCUAAAGCCUAUUCCAGCCUAUGGAGAAGUGCAUGUAAGAACAGGAUAAAUAUGGCAUUUAAGGCUGAGGACCACUUAGAUUCCCUUCCAUUACCAGUUCAGCGCAUGCACUUAAUUCAGGUGGACUCUGUUCAGAGAUGGAUGGAGGAUUUGAAGUUGAUGACAGACUGUGAAUGCAUGUGUAUUCUCCAGUCCAAGCCAAUCAGCAUUGAGAAGGAUGAACAAAAUGAACUUAUGCUUUCCUCACAAUAUAGUACAUGUGAUAACUUGCAGCUGCUAUUAAAAAGAGCUUGGAUCAUAAGCACAGAGCUGACAAGGAUUUCUCAAAAGCUGGAGAAAAAAAGAUGGCAAAGAGUCCACAGCAUGACAGUGAGAGUCAACUGCCAUGUGCGUUCAAUGAUAAAUGAAUACAAUGCAUUCACCAGGAAUUCUUCAGAAGAAAUGCACCAGUUUGAAAAACUUUUAUUAGACAAGUGUUCAGAAUUUACAGCAUUCACAGAAAGGUGCAUACAAACUGAAGAUGAACAGAUACUGAAGUCCAUCAAGUCUUGUAUUAAUGAAAUGCUCACUACUGUUGUUCAGCAUUUUGGCCAGUUGAUAGAGCUGUUGUUAACACAUGAGGCACAGAACCUGCUGAGACAAAUAGAAUUGUCAGAUAGUAUGUACAUCACUGCAUCGGCGAUUAGCAGUUUAUUCAGCCUUACCCAAGAAGGUGCUCAUCUGUGCCGCAUCAUAGCUAAGGAAGGAGGUGUAGUUGCUCUUUUUAAGAUUUGUCGCCAGGAUUGUUUCAGGUGCCUUUAUCCCCAGACACUGAGAACACUGGCAUCUGUUUGCUGUGUAGAGGAAGGGAUGCACCAGUUGGAAAAGGUUGAUGGAAUACUGUGCCUGGCUGACAUUCUUACUGAUAACAGCCAUUCUGAAGCUACUCAUGCAGAAGCAGCAGCAGUAAUUGCACAAAUCACCUCUCCGCAUCUCACUUUCACACAACAUCUCAGCAGCUUCCUGGAAAAUAUGGAAGAAAUUUUAACAGCACUUGUCAAAUUGUGCCAAGAAGCCUCAUCUGGUGAAGUUUUCCUGCUGGCCUCAGCAGCUCUUGCCAAUAUUACUUUCUUUGAUACCAUGUCUUGUGAAAUAUUGCUCCAGUUAAAUGCAAUGAAGAUUCUUCUUGCAGCAUGUUCAGACAGACACAUAGUGGAUACCCCAUAUUCCCGAGAUCAGGUGGUAACAAUCUUGGCAAACAUGUCUGUCUUGGACCAGUGUGCUUCAGAAAUCAUUCAAGGAAAUGGUGUUCAACUUUUAAUGGAAAUGCUCUUUGAAAAGUCAUCUUCAGGAAAUUCAGCAGAAGUUGCUGCUUGCGAGCGGGUCCAGCAGAAAUCUGCAGUUACACUGGCACGACUCAGCCGAGAUCCUGAAGUGGCAGAUGCAGCUGUAAAACUUAGCUGUAUUCCUCGCCUAAUUAAACUUUGCAGAUCACCAACCGAAAGAAACAACAGUGAUUCUGUUUUAGUGGCAUGUCUGGCAGCCUUACGGAGACUAGCAGUUAUGAGUCCUGAUGGACUUGAAGAUUCAGAUUUUCAGCAGCUAGUGAAGCCCAGACUUGUGGAUUCCUUUUUGCUAUGCACAAAUAUGGAAGAGAGCUUUGUAUAAAUGUGAGGCAAAAGCAUUUUAAAAAUAAUCAAGAUGAUAGGUAUACAAUGAGAUAAUACACAUACGAUCUUAUUUAGUUUUAGUUCUGUUGUUAUUUAUGACUUAUUUAUUUUAAAACCAUAAACAUGUGGUUUGUAGGAGCAAAGAAACAGAAUGAACGAACUUGUGUCAGUGAGUUGCAAAAUUUUUUAUUUCAUUUUCCUGCCAAGACACAUCAAGAAAUCUUAUUGCUGAGAUCUAACAAAAUGUUCUUGUCUUGUUUAAUAUAGUUGAAUCAAGGUAACAAAGCCAAGAAUUUGGUUCUCUGAUGAUAAAUGCUUCUAAUAGCUUUUUGUUGCUGAUAUUUUUCUACCCUUGGAAUAUUUUGCAGGUUUUUUUUUCUUGAGAAAUGCUUUAGUCUCAUGCAUUUGCUGCAUUAGAAUUAAAAUAAUCAUUCAAGCUGAUGGUAUAUACUUUGAAAUGAAGGGGAUGUUACAGACCAAGUCCAGUUCUUAAAUGUUGUUAUUUUUUAGUAGAAUUAUGAAAAUAUAUAACUGUGAUUAGCUGAGAGACUUUGUCAGAAAGUUUUCCAUACUUGCUUGAAAUGAUGUUAGAGGACAUUCUUACACCAUGUAAAGAUGGGCUUCAUUAGAGCAUACACACUUGCAGACAACUCUUUUGUUUACAUUUACUGAAAUUUCCUAAAGAAAUUAAGGGAAUCCUAGAAAAAUCUUUAUGAAAUCAAAUACACAUCAUCAAUGUGAAGGUAUCCACAUAAGACUUAAAACUCAUUACAAGCUGAUAAUUUUUCCUUCUUUACAAGCCU
Molecule: messenger RNA, 2500 nt
Organism: Pezoporus flaviventris
Lineage: Eukaryota; Metazoa; Chordata; Aves; Psittaciformes; Psittacidae
Gene: INSC
Product: INSC spindle orientation adaptor protein
Exons: 13
Coding region: 1-1695 (564 amino acids)
Biological process (GO): regulation of asymmetric cell division; asymmetric cell division; apical protein localization
Cellular component (GO): apical cortex
Molecular function (GO): protein binding; cytoskeletal adaptor activity
Source: RefSeq, a predicted model, not a curated record